This is a messenger RNA of Notechis scutatus (mainland tiger snake), 955 nucleotides long. The record is from RefSeq and is a predicted model, not a curated record. NCBI's taxonomy places the organism in Eukaryota, Metazoa, Chordata, Lepidosauria, Squamata, Elapidae.
UUGCAGGUUGGAAAUAAGAAGCAACUUCAUCCUCUGUAGGUCUUCCUUGCAUCGAGACAAAAAGAGUAGAGAGUAGAGAAGUAAAGAUGAAUGAAUGACACCAUUAAAUUUCUCAUCAGAGUUUUUAUGACAUUCCAGAAAGACGAAAGAAGGUUUGAAGACUCAUUGGAGAGUGCACUUGAGCCCAGAGGGAAAAUGAACCCAGGAAAACCAGUUUGGGAAGGACUGGCGCUUUGUGAUCCUCUUCAGGAGAGCAAUGCAAUAGAUGAAAAAAAGGCAAGACAGAAGAUCCAGAGUGAAAAAACAGUUACUUUCCACACAAAGAGACAACCCUUCAGGGAGCUCCAGUAUCAGGAUGCUGAGGGUCCCUGAGGAAACUGCAACCGCCUCUACCAUCUUUGCAAUCAAUGGCUGAACCCAGAAAAACAUACAAAAGCCCAGAUGCUGGAUUUGGUAGUCCUGGAGCAGUUCCUGGCCAUUCUGCCUCUGGAGAUGGAACAUUGGUUGUGGGAAUGUGGAGCCGAAACCAGUUCCCAGGCAGUGGCUCUGGCUGAAGGCUUCCUCCUGAGUCAGGCGGAGGAGAAGGAGCAAGGAGAGUUGCAGAUAGAGGCGCCCCUUCAGGAAUUGAUGGCUGAGCAUCCUAAGGCAAGACGUGAUCCGUUAAAUCCUUGUCAGGAGAAUUUCAUUGGAGGAAUUUUUCCAAAGGAUCUUAAUCCAGACAUGCCACCAGGGGCAGAGAACAGAGACGUAUCUCAGCUCAUAGGAGAAACAUCUUCUCUUUCCGAUAAUGCAGAAGCACCUGUUGGCUUUCCAGGGCAGGUAGGAGGAAAAUUUCCUGUGCCCCCCCCCCCCCAAAGGAAAAAUGGUUAAGGCAAGAAGCGUCCUGGCUAUCUCCCACCUCCAUUUCAACCUUUGUUCCAACAUGGGACUCUUUCCAUCUCAGCAGGUCCAUGUG